AUGCCCCAGAAUGCCGUGGUGAUCAUGCGCUAUGGGCCUUACAGCUCAGUUGGACUAUCUGUGGAGCACCGUACCUUUCGCCUAGAGGGAAUGCAAGCUGUGUUGACUGAAGAUGGACACCAGGUCAUCCUAGAAAAGGUAGAAGAGUGGAAUGUGGUAGAACUCAUGGUGAAUGGAGAAAUUGUCUUUCAAUGCAACAUCAAAGACUUAGAGUUUGGAGGUGAUGGUAAACUAGAUCCGAUAUGCCAGGAGGCCAGGACAGCUGUACUAAAUGCUUUCUGACCUCCUCUCUGGAACACACAGAACAAGGUAACACAACAGUAGAUGCCUCUAGCCAUUCUGUGAGGCAAAAAUAAAUGAUCACUGGGCCAUGAACACUGGAUGCUCACAGAACAAGGUAACACCAGCUUGCUCUUCAGUCUGCACAGAAUAAGGUUUCUCACCAGCCUGCAAGAAAAGGGGGCACUCAAAAAUAUUAAAAACCACGGCAUCUUAAGCAUC
Molecule: messenger RNA, 501 nt
Organism: Erinaceus europaeus (western European hedgehog)
Lineage: Eukaryota; Metazoa; Chordata; Mammalia; Eulipotyphla; Erinaceidae
Gene: C1H10orf53
Product: chromosome 1 C10orf53 homolog
Exons: 3
Coding region: 1-282 (93 amino acids)
Source: RefSeq, a predicted model, not a curated record